GGAAGUACAUUCAAACAUUCGAUUUAUUAUGUUGAGUGCGUUAUUUAUGCUAACAUUUCAUUGCCAGUAUACGUGGGAAAGUAAUGGAGGAAGUAAAGAAAAAAGUGUUGAUUUCCACAAAUGAUGUGCCCCAAAUUGGGAUUGAUCUCCUGCGAGCUGAAUACAACACCACCGUAAAUGACGUAAAUACGAAAGCGUCGCUCGUUGAUAAAGUCCCAGGUGUAAGCGCCCUCUUUUGGUCGACCAAAGUGAAAUUGGACGUAGACAUCCUUAAUGCAGCAGGACCCCAGUUGGAAGUGGUCGCGGCAAUGUCCGCCGGAUUGGAUAACAUCGACGUGGAGGAACUGAAGCGGAGGAAUAUUAAGUUGAGUAAUACUCCUGGCGUGUUAAAUGCGGCCGUUGCCGAUAUCGCAGUUCUAUUGGCCUUAGCGGCGUCGAGAAGACUACGCGAAGGGCAAAUGCACAUUCAAAAUAACACCUGGGCUCCAAACCUCCGAUGGAUGCUAGGAAAAGACUUGAAAGGAUCCACCGUUGGAAUCGUUGGACUAGGCGAGAUUGGAAAGGCCAUAGUUAAACGUCUCAAAGCUUUCGAAGUUCAUAAAUUCGUAUACUGCGGUCGAGCAGAAAAACCGGAAGGAAAAGAGCUGGGCGCGGAGUUUGUAACGUUCGAUGACCUCCUGAGUCGAAGCGACUUUGUAAUCGCAUCUUGCCCACUGAUGCCCGAAACAAAAGAAAUGUUCGACGAAACAGCCUUCAAGAAAAUGAAGAGUACGUCGAUCUUUGUGAACAUCGGAAGAGGAGGGCUUGUCGAUCAAGCUGCCUUGGUGAAGGCGUUGAAAGAGAAUACAAUAUUUGCGGCCGGGCUCGACGUGAUGGUACCCGAACCACUACCCAGCGAUCACGAGCUCGUUCAAUUACCAAAUUGCUUCUUGUCGCCCCAUCUGGGAAGUGCCACUCAGCAGACACGUUCCGACAUGGCAAGAUUAGCGGCGCAGAAUGUUAUUGCGGCGUUGAGCGGGGAGAAAUUAAUAACCCCAGUGUAUUAGUGUUAUUACCAUUUUGCAGUAUUCAUUAAAAGUUUACCAAAUUAGCCAA
Messenger RNA from Photinus pyralis (common eastern firefly), 1095 nucleotides. RefSeq names its product glyoxylate reductase/hydroxypyruvate reductase-like. Gene Ontology annotation, cellular component: cytosol. The coding region runs from base 84 to 1046 and encodes 320 amino acids. The record is from RefSeq and is a predicted model, not a curated record. The transcript is spliced from 6 exons. Lineage: Eukaryota; Metazoa; Arthropoda; Insecta; Coleoptera; Lampyridae. Gene Ontology annotation, molecular function: glyoxylate reductase (NADPH) activity; hydroxypyruvate reductase [NAD(P)H] activity; hydroxypyruvate reductase (NADH) activity.